GGAUGCAAAGUGCAGACGGGACAGAGAUAGAAGAAUUAGGGACCAUGGUACAUUGCUGACUGGGGUAGACACAGCAUAGACCAGAAGUAGUUCUGUAGAGAACACCGAGAACAUAGCAGCACAACGUCGGAACAGAAAGGGAUACUUUACAGAUAAGAGUUCGUGUCUUCAUCUCCACUGACCUCUCCACGAUGACCUCAUCGAUGACCUCCAAAUACCCGGUGGUUGUGACGGGUGGAUCUGGCUGUUUGGGGCAACACCUGAUCAAACUUCUCCAAACGAACGCUGAUCACGUGACUGAGAUCCGGGUACUCGACGCCAUUCCGUACGAGAACAAACUUGGUCAUAAAGAGACAAAGCCUGUGAUUUCAACGUGCGGUGACAUCACUAACACAGACCUACUUCGCCGGAUAUUCAGGGGAGCUAAGUCAGUCUUCCAUCUGGCCAGUCUCGUCAGCCUAGGCAGUUUCCCCGACAACCAGGGUAUGGAAAGAAUAAACGUGAAAGGAACUCGACAGGUGAUAGACGCCUGCAUCAAGGAGGGGGUGGAAUGCCUCAUCUACUGCAGCACCAUUGAGGUUGUGCUGGGGUUCGACGACAUUAUUGACGGCACCGAGGACAACAUGAAGGCCCCCAAGACGUAUGUCCACGAGGGUUAUGCCAAGACCAAGCUCCAGGCAGAGAGUAUGGUACUGCAGGAAAACAACUGCCAGUUGGAUACAGGUGGCGUACUCAAGACGGCCGCCCUACGACCCUACGUCUUCUACGGCGAACUGGACCGCCACUACAUCACGCAGCUCAUGAAGGUGGUGAAGAGGACUGCGGGCAUCCUCAUCCAGACAGGUAACGACAAGGCACUCCAUCAGCACGCCUACGUCGGUAACAUCGCCUGGGCCUUCAUCUGCGCCGAGAAGAUUGUCCGUACCAACCCUGCUGCUGCUGGUGAGGCUUACUUCAUCACGGACGACACCCCAGUUAGCAACAUAUACAGCCAGGUGAUCCCCUUUCUGGCGGAGAAGGGUAUACGACCAUCCCCCAUCAGGUUCCCUUUCUGGAUGAUGUUCGUGCUAUUUUACUUGGCGGAGUGCCUUCUUUUUCUCCUAUCUCCCUUAAUCAAAAUCGACAUCGGCGUCACCUCCAGCGCCCUACGCUUCGCCAACACCACCAUCAAACUGAGCAACGUCAAAGCGCGCACCUUGCUCAACUACACUCCCCUUUUCUCUGUGGAGGAGAGUUUACUGAAAUCACGUGCUUAUUACAGAGAUGUUCCAAUAUAGACACGCCAGUCUUGGCCUGAAACCAGCCGGACUUGAGAUCUAUUAUUCUAUAUAUAUGUAAUCUUUGGAGCGCGCCAUUAACACUUUGUCAGUGCAACCUUUUUACAUAUUUACUUAUUGAGAAUUUUUGUGUUUAUCCUAAAUGCAGUUUUCUAUGUAUACUAUACAAGAAAAUUGAUGCUGUCCAAGUUUUAAUAAUGUUACAAUGCAUCGGUUAUUAUUGUAACGGUUUACUUUAUUUCAUCAAUGCAGUAUCAAUGUUUAUGUAAAUGAAGGUUUCACAUGUAUAGGUUUAUGCUAAUAUGUAGCGCAUGUCACCAAUGCAACUUCGUCUGUGUUUAAUCUUUAUACAGCUAUGCAUGCAGAUCCCUGGCGUCUUUCUCUAUCUUACAUUUCAUGCAACAUUUCAACUCAUGUCAAUAUUUGUGCAGCCAUGCAUGCAGGACCCCAACGAUACAUUUCGCAAAUAAUGUUAUUAAUACAACAAAUCCAAAUACAUUUCGCAAAUAAUGUUAUUAAUACAACAAAUGCAAAUACAUUGUGCAAAUGAUAUUAUUAAUACAACAAAUCCCAAUACAUUUCGCAAAUAAUGUUAUUAAUACAACAAAUCCAAAUACAUUUCGCAAAUAAUGUUAUUAAUAUUCUAAAUCAAAAUACAUUUCGCAAAUAAUGUUAUUAAUACAACAAAUCCAAAUACAUUUCGCAAAUUAUGUUAUUAAUACAACAAAUCAAAAUACAUUUUGCAAAUAAUGUUAUUAAUACAACAAAUGCAAAUACAUUGCGCAAAUGAUAUUAUUAAUACAACAAAUCCAAAUACAUUUCGCAAAUAAUGUUGUUAAUAUUCCAAAUCAAAAUACAUUUCGCAAAUCAUGUUAUUAAUAAAACAAAUCCAAAUCCAUUUCGCAAAUAAUGUUAUUAAUAUAACAAAUCAAAAUACAUUUCGCAAAUAAUGUUAUUAAUACAACAAAUGCAAAUACAUUGCGCAAAUGAUAUUAUUAAUACAACAAAUCCCGAUACAUUGCGCAAAUAAUAUUAUUAAUACAACAAAUCAAAAUACAUUUCGCAAAUAAUGUUAUUAAUACAACAAAUCCAAAUACAUUUCGUUGAUAAUGUUGCAAUGCAACAUAUUGAAGCGUGAUACUAAAGUGUCUUUGUCAACAUAACAUUUCAAUGCAACAUGCAGAUGCAUGUCAUUAAGCAAUCCUUUGGCAAUGUAAACUUUUAAUGCAAUAUUUUAUUGAAACAAAAGCAAUAAAUCAUUUCCAUAUUCAUAAGAAUUAUAUUCCAUAAACAGAGUCGAAUGUACGAUUCCUACUAUAUCAUGA
Messenger RNA from Haliotis rufescens (red abalone), 2602 nucleotides. Its product is annotated as 3 beta-hydroxysteroid dehydrogenase type 7-like. The record is from RefSeq and is a predicted model, not a curated record. The transcript has 5 exons. Gene Ontology annotation, molecular function: 3-beta-hydroxy-Delta5-steroid dehydrogenase (NAD+) activity. Bases 192 to 1277 code for a protein of 361 amino acids. Gene Ontology annotation, biological process: steroid biosynthetic process. NCBI's taxonomy places the organism in Eukaryota, Metazoa, Mollusca, Gastropoda, Lepetellida, Haliotidae.